UUGCCAACAGCUGCAUGCAUUUCACAAAAUCGUACAGUAAACGUUUACUUGGUGUCCAAUUAUUUACUGUAAGAUUUAUGUUGAGAAGAAUUGAAUACUUCGCGUGAUAAAGUAUGAAAACGUAUCAUAAAAUAAGGAAAUUGGCGUGAAACUAUAUACAAAUAUUAUACAUAAUUUGUACAGGAUACUCUAAUAGAAUGAAUCUAAAAAAUAUGAAAUUAUCUGCAUUAAGCAGAAAUUUUAGACAAAGAUAUUUACAAUUUAUAAGAAAUUUCUCAUCGAACAAUCAUGAGUGCAAGUUCGAUGUUGUUGUCAUUGGUGGUGGUCAUGCUGGAACAGAGGCUUGUGCAGCUGCAGCUAGAAUGGGUGCAAACACGCUACUUAUCACCCAUAAAAAGAGUACAAUAGGAGAAAUGUCGUGUAAUCCAUCUUUUGGUGGAAUUGGAAAGGGAAAUCUCAUGAGAGAAGUAGAUGCUUUGGAUGGAGUCUGUUGUCGUAUAUGUGAUAUCUCAGGCAUUAAUUAUACGAUGUUGAAUAGAUCCAAAGGACCUGCCGUAUGGGGCUACAGAGCUCAAAUUGAUCGUGUUUUAUACAAGAAACAUCUUCAACAAGAAUUGUUCAAUACACCCGGUUUACAAAUAUAUGAAUCUUCCGUAGAAGAUUUAAUCAUCCAAGGAGAUUCUCCAACAUGCCAUGGAAUAAUUCUUAAGGAUGGAACGAAAAUAUACAGCGAUGCGGUCGUCAUAACGACGGGUACAUUUUUAAAGGGACAAAUUAAUAUUGGUUUAGAGAAGAGGCCUGCUGGCAGGCUCGGUGACGAACCUAGCAUCGGAUUAGCCAAUACAUUAGAAAGAAUCGGAUUUAGAAUAGGAAGAUUGAAAACUGGUACUCCGCCGCGGAUAGAAAAGUCGACGAUAGAUUUUUCUAAAUGCCGUAUACAAUUA
Ceratina calcarata is the source of this 944-nucleotide messenger RNA. RefSeq names its product protein MTO1 homolog, mitochondrial-like. The annotation marks the transcript as partial. The record is from RefSeq and is a predicted model, not a curated record. Lineage: Eukaryota; Metazoa; Arthropoda; Insecta; Hymenoptera; Apidae. Gene Ontology annotation, cellular component: cytosol. Gene Ontology annotation, biological process: tRNA methylation; tRNA wobble uridine modification. The transcript has 5 exons. Gene Ontology annotation, molecular function: flavin adenine dinucleotide binding.